GAACAGCUUUGGUGGCCCGGCAUAUUUGACGAAUGCUUUCCUAGUAGCUGAAUAGCUUUAAUUUCAAGUCGCCAAGAUGUCUGCGCUCUUCAACUUCAGGUCCCUCUUACUCGUCAUCUUGCUGUUGAUUUGCACGAGCGCCUAUGUCCACCAUUUCACCCCGGGCAUCAUGGACCGGAACAAGAACGGAGUUAUGGGUAUCUUCUGGAAAUGCGCCAGGAUAGGGGAGCGACUAAGUCCAUAUAUAAGUAUAUGCUGUGUCAUCAUGGCCGUUUCCAUCCUGCUCAGCUAAAAAAUCUACGACCUACAAUCAAAAAUGAAGAAAAAAAAAAAAGAUACCAGCCGAAACCUUUUAUUUGGACACAUACCAGAGAACCACGCGCUUUUUUCGGAGUUUCAGGCGAACGGAUGCAGCUUGCGCGAGAAGGGACUUACACGAUCUGUUCCGAUAGACAUACAGCGGCACACCCUUCAGAGGAAAGGGUAAAAGAGUCUGGAAAAGAAAUACCAACACAACAGCGAAUAGAUUCAAUGGUUGCUGCGUCAGCAAGCCUCAGAUAUGGCCUAUUAGUUGGUCAUUCGGAGAGCUAUAAUGCGCUCUCUGCCUGUAUGCAUUCGGACGAAACAUGAGCUUCUGUCUAAUACGCCAGAACGGAUGGGGGAUAUCUCAUGACGAGCUCCUAGAUGAGACGAAUCUAGCACUUUCUACAUCAUCACUAGCAAAAGACAAAAGCCACAUCAUUGUCUGACCAUGUAUUUUUUACCAUAGCAUGCUAAUUGCAAUUAAAUGAGAUACUUUUCC
Molecule: messenger RNA, 802 nt
Organism: Trichoderma atroviride IMI 206040
Lineage: Eukaryota; Fungi; Ascomycota; Sordariomycetes; Hypocreales; Hypocreaceae
Source: RefSeq, a predicted model, not a curated record